GACAGUUAAGGUCAAUUCUACCACCCCGUUUCGGCUUGACAUUAAGUUCUGGGACACCCUGUAUAAACGUCGAUCAGAUAUACACACAGGUCAUCGCGUCUUUCGAACGGGUUUUCGGAUGGCGUGCGCGCGUUUGCCUGCUCGCGACUGGACUGAACGCGCAGUCGAAUGACGCUAAACACGAGUCCGCUACUCCGUUGCCGUUUGCGGCCGGGAACGAUCUGACGGCUUCGGCGCUACUUGGGCCCGUGGGGGAACUUAUUACGAACGACGCUUUUUAUGCAAAGAUUCUCAACACAGGCACAGGACACUUAAGGACAAUACUAUCACCCCGUUUUGGCUUGACAUUGAGUUCUGAGACAACUGGGAUUGUACAUAUGUAAAGAACAAGUUUUUUGCGUCAAAUAGAAGUUUGCCCGUAGGAUCAGCAAGCAGGAUGCCCCAGUAUACCGAUUCCGAGUCUGAGGACGGGCGCAGUAUGACGGACGGCCCAUUGCCCCCUUUGGAACUCACAGACAGCGUUUUGAGGAAGAGACAGAUAUGGCAUCCCGACGAAGACAGCAUGCGAUCGGAAAUCAAGGACCUGUUGGACGACGAUGGAGUUUCAUUGGCCGAAGAAGAAGACGGAGCUGGAUGUCCUUUACCUUCUACUCCUGAAGACCAGCUGCUCUUGGACGCCGAGAUGACUGAAGUUCUAAAAGCUGGCGUUCUGUCCGAUGAAAUAGACAUUGGAGCUUUAGCUCAUAAUGCAGCCGAACAAGCAGAAGAAUUCGUUCGCAAGCAUUUCUUAAAUAAUCAGGUAUGGGAAGCCUCAUGGAAGGUUUGUCAUUUUAAAAAUCUUCCUCGAUGGCUGCAAGAUAAUGAUUACCUGCACAAAGGACACAGACCACCCUUGCCAUCAUUUGGAGCUUGCUUCAAGUCCAUUUUCCGAAUCCACACAGAGACUGGUAAUAUAUGGACCCAUUUAUUAGGUUGUAUAGCAUUUAUAGGCAUAGCUGUAUAUUUUCUGGCAAUGCCUACUUCUGAAAUACCAUUAGAAGAUAAAUUAAUAUUUGGUUCUUUCUUUGCUGGGGCCAUUGUGUGCCUUGGUUUCUCUUUUGCAUUCCAUACUCUGAGUUGCCACUCAGAAUUUGUAGGAAAAUUAUUUUCAAAGUUAGACUAUUGUGGAAUUGCUCUGCUUAUUAUGGGAUCAUUCGUACCAUGGCUCUAUUAUGGUUUCUAUUGUCAUUAUCAGCCAAAAUUGAUUUAUUUAUCGGUGGUUGUUAUUCUUGGAAUAUUGUCCAUCAUUGUUUCCUUGUGGGAUAGGUUUUCAGAACCAAAACUUAGGCCUCUUAGAGCAGGUGUUUUUAUGGGAUUCGGGUUAUCGGGGGUUGUACCAGCAGUGCAUUAUGGCCUCAUGGAAGGCUGGUUCAAUCAAAUCAGUCAAGCUAGUCUUGGCUGGCUUGUUCUAAUGGGUAUGUUAUAUAUACUAGGAGCUAUGUUUUAUGCUCUCCGUGUUCCAGAAAGGUUCUUCCCAGGAAAAUGUGAUAUCUGGUUCCAAUCUCAUCAGAUCUUCCAUGUGCUUGUGAUAGCCGCUGCUUUUGUUCAUUACCACGGCAUUAGUGAAAUGGCAAUGUAUAGAGUAACCGUUGGGCAGUGUUCAACAACGCACACAGCAAUAGCGUUUUAGUGAAUUAAAAUAAAUUUAUUGUAACAAGGUAACAACUGGAUCGAUUUAUGCAGCAAUAACUAACAAAAUUAUGAAGUAGUUAUUUCUCCUCAAAGUUGUAUAUGAGAUCAAAGAUAUUACUUCAAAUUUGCUAAAAAUCUUUAUACCGCCGAAUUCCUGCUAUUGUAAUUUCAAGAAUCUGUUCAUACUAAAUAUUUAAGAUCUUAUCCAACUGCAUUUGGCCGUAUACAGUAAUCGUAAAUUUUGGUAAAUUUGAUGCGAUAUAUUUUUGUGAUGAAAUAAUUUUAUAUAUAAUCAAGUUAAAAACGGACUAGUGAUUUUUUGUGCUGUCACACAGAAGAUUAUAACAUAAAUUGCACAAUGAUAUAAACCCUUGCGGGAAUCAUAAAUAAUACCUUCAAAAUUACUAAUUUAUAUCAGAUCAAAUGAUUGUGAAUCAAUCUAAUUAUGUAUAUAGAAUAUAUAUUAACUAAAUAUUUAUAAGAGAGUAAUUACAUAUUUAUAAGUGUUGAAAUGCCUUCUCCAUUGCAAUAUUCAUCAAUGGCAUCUUUUUAUAUCAGGAUUUUCAUGUCAUCUAAUAAAUUCAUCAAGAUGUAUGGUAUUACAAGGUAUGUUAUAAAAGAUACGGACAAAAAUUCAUUGUACAGCUAAAACAGAAUUUGUGUCAUCAACAAUUAAUAUACUGAAUUAUAAUUUUUUUAAGAGUGAAUCGUGGAUAAUGUCUUAAUUACAACGAACCCGGUGUUAUUGUUUAAACUUAUUUUUAUAUAAGACAAGGGUGUCAAAGUUUAUGGAUACACAUUCCUAAUUUUAUCUGUAUAUGGCAUUUUAAUACUUCUUGGAAACAAACGCUAUGAAUUAAUUUAUGAUUUUCGUGAUUUACUUUUGGAUCAUUCAGGAAAUUGUGAUACAAACUCCAUCACAUAAACCUAUAUAUUCAAGUAAUUUUUAGACAAUUGAACAGAUGAUUAUUUUAAUGUUGAAAUUUCAUUUUAAGAAAUUAACGAUUAAUUAUUCUACCAAAAUUAUUGCUGAGAAUAUGAGCACCAAAAUAACAUAACAUGUAACAAUAGCGUUGCAGUUAUAUUAAUAAAUAGUUUUUCAGCAUUAGGUUUUAGCAAAAAAUUUUAGAGUUGUGUUCUGUUUGACACCCUUGAAGCAGCGUAGUACGAAUUUUAACAAUAAUUUGUAUUUAUUUAUUUAUUAUCACUGAAAUUGUUGCUACGAAUUUGUAUAGAUAAUUUAUCAUAAUUUGAAUUUUAUAAUCAUUUUCCGCAUUGAGGCUUA
This is a messenger RNA of Ctenocephalides felis (cat flea), 2956 nucleotides long. RefSeq names its product adiponectin receptor protein-like. The record is from RefSeq and is a predicted model, not a curated record. The transcript has 12 exons. Gene Ontology annotation, molecular function: signaling receptor activity. Gene Ontology annotation, biological process: adiponectin-activated signaling pathway. The coding region runs from base 437 to 1669 and encodes 410 amino acids. Lineage: Eukaryota; Metazoa; Arthropoda; Insecta; Siphonaptera; Pulicidae. Gene Ontology annotation, cellular component: plasma membrane.